Molecule: messenger RNA, 3075 nt
Organism: Aphis gossypii (cotton aphid)
Lineage: Eukaryota; Metazoa; Arthropoda; Insecta; Hemiptera; Aphididae
Gene: Syt7
Product: synaptotagmin-7
Exons: 10
Coding region: 695-1594 (299 amino acids)
Biological process (GO): regulation of calcium ion-dependent exocytosis; calcium-ion regulated exocytosis; regulation of dopamine secretion
Cellular component (GO): axon; membrane; synapse
Molecular function (GO): SNARE binding; phosphatidylserine binding; calcium ion binding
Source: RefSeq, a predicted model, not a curated record
GCGUGCUCGGAAACUUCGAGUCCUCAGUCUUUGUUUUGGUACGAUACUCCCACCAUCACCUCUCCGCUGCGUAGCUUUAUACGAUAUUAUAAUAUUCUCUCGCCGAGACUCGUUUAUAGCUCUCUUAACAACACACCAAACGUUACACACGUUACCAGUUUCACCCCAGUAGCUGUGAAAAACGCUGGCCAACAAAUAUGAAUAAUAAAAGUCCCGCUAACUCGAUUUUCGACGGUUUCAAAAAUAAUGCGAUGUCCAAGUUGGGCGUCACAAAACUACUCUCUCAAAGUUUUUUCACAUAGGGCAGAUAACAGCAAUAAGAAGAACGUUUCAUAACGUUUGUUACUUCAAACCAUGUAUGGACUCCCCUCUUGGAAAAAUUUAAGUUUUCGGGUUUCGGGUCCAAAACAAUAUUAAUCAACAAUAUUUUAGUGUUGAACUGCAUCGAAAUGUCAAUCAUUUGUGUUGCCGAGCUAAAACUACGUCAUUUAUUAGUUACUUCGACUCGCCAAACUUUGGCGGUGGAUCGUCUUCGAAGCCCGGGCAUGCUGCUAGUGCUGAUGAUGUGUCAGCGGCUGCGAGCAGCCACCAUCACCACGGCGGAUCUUCGUCCACGGCCAGUGCCACUGAGCACUUGCUGCACAAGGACAUAGCAGCAGUGGCACAAGGAGGAUGGAAUGUGACAAAGUCACUGAUGAAUGUCAAAGCCGAUGAAGACCACGAUCGUUGCCAAUCUCUGAUCGAGUUGAACAAAGAGCCACCGGCCGUGCCAUCAGAAAAGGUUGGCCAAAUAAAUUUUGGACUCGAAUACGACUACCAGCAAAACACGUUGAUCCUGCGCAUAAUUGCGGCCAAAGACUUACCGGCGAUGGACUUGAGUGGCACGUCCGACCCAUAUGUUCGGGUGACAUUGUUGCCAGACAAAAAGCACCGACUGGACACGAAAGUGAAACGCCGAACCCUAAACCCACGCUGGAACGAGACACUCUAUUUUCAGGGUUUUACAAUGCAAAAGUUGCACAAUCGGACUCUUCACUUGCACGUGUUUGAUUACGAUCGGUUCUCCAGAGACGAUUCUAUUGGCGAGACAUACAUUGAGUUGAACAACGUUGACUUUACUGCAAAACCGGUAUUUUGGAAAGAUCUCACAGCGCCGUUGAAGGAUAAGUGCGGCCAUUUGUUAACGUCAUUGUCUUACAAUCCAAUGACUAACAAUUUGACACUCGGUAUCAUUGAGGCCAGAAACCUCAAGGCUAUGGACAUAAAUGGAAAAUCUGAUCCGUACGUAAAAGUGUGGCUGCACGUGGGUGACAAAAAGGUGGAGAAGCGCAAGAGCAUGGUUUUUAAAUGCAAUUUAAAUCCAAUUUUUGACGAGAAAUUUGAGUACACGUUGCCGGUGGAACAGCUUAGGGAAGCGGCUUUGGAGGUGAUGGUCAUGGAUUUUGACAACAUUGGUCGUAACGAACUUAUCGGCAAGAUAACAAUAUCAUCUAACAAAAAUGCGACUGGACAGCUGGAGGCACAGCACUGGAAGGAUAUGCUAAGCAAACCAAAGCAGAGCGUGGAAUACUGGCACCGAUUGAAACCUGAAUAAUUUAUUUAUUAUCGAUAUUAUUGAUAUUAUUAUUAUUAUAACUAUAAUAUUAUAAUAAGGCGAGUGUGUUAUAAAGUUUUUAUUCAAAUUUAUUUGUUUUAUUUUUAGUUUUUUUAAAAUAAUAUUAUAUUAUACCGUAAGAAUAAUGGAACAAAAAAUAAUAAUACAUAAUAUUUAUUACAAUAAUAUUUUUCUGCAUUUGAUAAAAUUAUAUAUGAUAUAUAUUAUAUAUCAUAUAAUAAUAAUAUUAUUAACAAAUAUUCAAAAACUAGAUAAGGGAAAUCAUAUUAUAUAAUUAUUUUUGUUUUCAACGAAUAAUAAUAUUAAUAACGGAAAUAAUAUACAAUAUAUAGCGUUAUUAUUAAUUUUAAGUGUGAAAAAAAAACAAACAAUACAAAACAAAAACAAAAAACGACAAUGUUCGACAAUGUAUAUCUAGUUACGUUGUUGUAUAUUAUUGUCGCUACCGACAAAAUUAGGUAAAAAUUGUUGAAGCACCAAAACGUAGUUUAGAUGAAUAAUCGAUAAGUUAUGUACUUAUGAUGUUAUUAUACCGAUUUAUAUAUCUACAUAUUUUAUGUAACUGCAUACGUAUAUAAAUAAUAAAAUAUAUACCUAAUAUAAAAUGGAGUGAUUGUUCUUUUAACAGUGAACACUCAUUAUUUUGUAAAGUUUAAUUUGAUGUAUUUUUAAAAUAUUUGUAUUUACAUAAUUUUAAUUCAUUACGAAACAACGUUUUUGAAAAUAGAAUGAUAUUUGUUUAUUAUUUUUAUCGUUAGGUAUCAUUGUUUAAGUAUUUCAAUUUAUUUUAAUGAUAACAUACAUUUUAGUUUCACAUUCUGAAACAUUUUUCUGAGCAUUUUGAUUUACGAAAUUCGAAUAUAUUAGACAAAUUGUCUUGUUUUCGAAUAUUAAAUCAAAAUAGUUACGACAAAAGACGGUAAUAAAAAAAUAUUUGUUUAUCAAAAACUUUUUUUCAUAGUGAAUUCGAAUGUUGGAAAAAAUAAACAUUUUUAAAACCUUAAUACUUUAACAAUACUUUUUGAGGUGACGAGUGUUAACUGUAAACGAUAAUCACUCGGCAUAUGUACUUUUAUUGUGUGACAGCGCGUGUGUUAUAUGUUUAUGUUUAUGUGUAAGUGUGUGUUUGUAUAUUAUCGUAGCGUUGAUUUUUAUUUUAACUUUAGUCUUUUUAAUAUAUAAUACAAUAUUAUAAUUAUAACAAUUAUUAUUAUUAUUAUUAUUAUUAUUAUAAAAAUUAUUAAAAUUAUUAUUAUUUUAAUUAUAAAGAUUAUUAUUAUUAUUAUAAUUAUUAUUACGAUUAUGAUUAUUAUUAUAUUUAUGGUUAUUAUUAUAAAUUAUCAUUAUUCAUCAGUCUUGUAUACACGAUUGAUGUUUUAUGACCACAUGCAUAAAUGUCGCCUGCCAAUAACAAUACGUGAUAUAUAGACUCAAAAAAUACUUGGGUUGUUCGUUAUUUA